This is a messenger RNA of Dromaius novaehollandiae (emu), 4111 nucleotides long. RefSeq names its product gremlin 1, DAN family BMP antagonist (gene GREM1). The coding region runs from base 404 to 958 and encodes 184 amino acids. Lineage: Eukaryota; Metazoa; Chordata; Aves; Casuariiformes; Dromaiidae. The transcript is spliced from 2 exons. Gene Ontology annotation, molecular function: BMP binding; receptor ligand activity. The record is from RefSeq and is a predicted model, not a curated record. Gene Ontology annotation, biological process: animal organ morphogenesis.
GGGAUGGAAAAUGUGAAUUUUCUGUGCAUUCCAGGAACAAUUCCUUGGGGGGGGGGGUGACCUUUAGCACUGACUCUCUUAAGAGAGGAGAGUAGCCGAGUGUUUAUCUGGAUGACUGAAAGCUUUCCCUGGUGGAAGUUUAUGGAAGUGUUAAAGGGGGCGGAUAACACGGGCUUUGGAGGCGCUUGUCCAAUGAUCUGGAGGGGCUUGGAGUGCAGAUCUCAGCUGGCAGGCAUUUAAAUGGGAGACAGCUCGGCGCUGCUGCAAUUUGUAGGCAGGAUCCGAGGCUCCCUCUCUAUGGACUCCCGGGCCGCUGCGGGCUCCCACGCCACCCGCUCCGCCGAGUGACCCGCCGCGCCGCGCCGAGGAGCCGCCGCGCCGGGGGCCGCCGCCGCCGCGCAGGAUGGUCCGCAUACUGUGUGCCGUCGGUGCUGUGUUUCUUCUGGUGGGAUUUCUGUUACCGACAGCAGAAGGGAGAAAGAGGAAUCGUGGAUCUCAAGGUGCUAUCCCUCCUCCUGACAAGGAUCAGCCCAAUGAUUCAGAGCAAACGCAGACACAGCAGCAGCCGGGCUCUAGGCAGCGAGAGCGAGGGAAAGGCACUUCAAUGCCUGCCGAAGAGGUGCUGGAGUCUAGUCAGGAGGCACUGCACAUCACCGAGCGCAAAUACCUAAAACGGGAUUGGUGUAAAACUCAACCCCUCAAACAAACUAUCCAUGAAGAAGGCUGCAACAGUCGUACCAUUAUCAACAGGUUCUGCUACGGCCAAUGCAAUUCUUUCUACAUCCCAAGGCAUGUUCGCAAAGAAGAAGGCUCUUUCCAAUCUUGUUCUUUCUGCAAGCCCAAGAAAUUUACCACCAUGACUGUUACACUGAACUGCCCCGAGCUUCAGCCGCCUAGAAAGAAGAAAAGAAUCACCCGCGUUAAGGAAUGCCGGUGUAUAUCUAUCGACUUGGACUAACCUGAGGAGAGUAUUAUACUGACUGCCCUCGGACCGUACGCAGUCAUUGGUAGUGUGAGAGUGAGUGGCACAAACUAGCAUACUUUCAGGGCUGGACACAACUGAGAGGAACCUAGUGAAUUAUUUGAAAAAAAAAACCCCAAAAAUGGACAUAAGGGAAGGACAUGCAUGUGUGUGUUUGUGUGCAAGAAAAAAAAGGAAUGUGUGUAAGCAAAUAGAUGCAUGUUCACUAUGGUAAAAUUCUUUUUCACAGGGGUAUGAAACAUUAAAAUCUAUUUACCCACAGGCUCAACAUCACAAUAAUCAGGUUUCCUAGUGCACAUCCUUAGUUUUCUUCCUGUGCAUCCUUUCCUAGUGCACUUACUGGGAAAGUGGAGCUGUGGCUUUUGCUAAUGUUCACCUGCCGUGCUAUUUGCUUUUAUUGUAUUAAGAGAAACAUCACAGUGAGUGGACAAUAAGUUUGAAAGCAUGAAUCUACUCUUAAAUAUAAAGUAGGCUAAAAGCAGUUAAGGCAUAGCAAAACAUCACGGAAAAUAACAGCUGUGUCGGGAGUUUCUAACAUGCUUCUUCAAAAAACCACUGUUCUCCAGAAGCCAUGUUGGCAGAACAAUGGUGGGAAGCAGGAGUAUGAAAAAAAUCAGUAUAGGUGGAUAGAAAACACAAGUUAGCAGCAAGUUAGAAGGAAAAGGGUCGAAGUAAGUAGAUGGGGGAAUACAAAUGGGAGGAAAAAGAAAGAUACAUAAAUAGCAAGACACAGAAAGAGAUACUGUCUUCUGUUUACGUUUUGCUUUAAUUUAUAGACUUAUUCAUAUAUUACAUAAAUUAAAGAGAAACUAUAUACAAGACUAUAAAUAUAUGUCUGAAUUCUAAUGGCGAUGUUGAGCAAAACCCAUUCUUGUGCCACUAGAUCCAUUGGAUGUCUUGUAUUUCAGAUAUCAGUUAUUCUUCAUAUUUACAUAUAUAUAUAUACACGCAGUAUCUUUUACUCACUGGUAUCUAUACAAGCACACAGUGAGUAUGCCUACUCCAUUGUGUGUAUCUGAACUCUCUGCUCUUUUUCACACACAUACCACAGCGCAGAAAUCUUGCUAACCGAGAUCAAGUACAAAAUGGCAGUAAUUUAGCACAUAAAGAGCAAAGCAAAAAUUAAAACAAGCAUCAUGUGACUGCAAAUGCAAUAACCACACAAGAGACAAAAGACACGACAUCCAUGGCUAGUAAACAUUGCCUUGUUAUUGUUAUUUUAGCUCUGCCACAGGCAUGCAGUUUGUUGAAAAAGACAUGCAGAGCUUUGCCAGCAAUAAUCCUCUUUUUAUAUCUUUUACCACAGGCUUGCAUUUAAACAGGAUUUGGACUAAGUAAAGAGAAUUUCCUGAAAAUUAAAGGCUAACUGCCCCUCUCACUGGGGGGCGGGGGGGAACGGGACAUGAAAGGGGACACACGACUUCCAACAGCUCCGUGUGCCUCACCUGUGAGAUUGUCCCGCGUUUUCUGUCCUUGGGGAGUAGGUGCUGAAGCUAGAGCAGAGCGUGGCUUUGGACAAGCGCGCAGAAGGGCCCACAGAAGAAGCUGCUGCACGUAGGUGGCCCCGGGCCGCCUGUCCUGGGAGGCAGCCGCCCUGCCCCUUCGCCGGGGGCGGUGGGAGCGAGCCCUUGCCUCGCGGCUGGCUCUCGCGGGGUGCAAACCCUCGUGCUUGCCGAGGCGCUGGCUUCUGAAGGAGCUGCCGCGUCCCAGCCGCGAGCCGUGCCUAGGGCACCCUGAGAGAAAAGCCCGCUCAUGGUUUCACACCCAAGAAACUGCGUGUUCCUGUGCCGACUGUCUCAGGUAGCGUUGGCACUGGGCCGUAAGGCAGCCUCUGCUGACGUGAGCGACAGGAGAGGCAGGUCCACGUUAACUGUGCGAUGGGGCUUCUGCAGUCCAGGACUGCGUUUGCCAUUCAGCCACGAUACGCUUUGGUAUCUGCUAUCGGUGCUGCUGCUCUUUCUCACGCCAAAUGCCUCUCUCAGCCACAGGCUGGUUGUCCUGAAGGUAUUUCUGUCCAUUGAGCUGUGAGGAAGACAUUUCUGCUCAUAUUAACAUGUCCAACAGCAAAAAUGUACAGUGGCAUGUCACAGAUGCAUAAAAUGUGCAGUCAUUAUAUUAAAGCCACAGCCGCUACACAAUGUAUUGUGCAAUUAUCAGCCGUAUCCUACAUCUCUGCAAUUAAUGUAUUUUUACUGUAAAAUACAUUGCUAUCAGGUCUGCAUCUGUAAAAUUAAGAGAUUGCAACUCAUUGUUUUGUGUUAUUAAAAUGCAUUGCAUCUGGUAUACUCUCAUUCAGCAGGUUUGACACAUUUAUUCACGGAUUUUAAAAUCCAGUUUUAAAAUCUGGAAUUACAGGAGGUAGAUUUCCACUGUGUGGAAUGUGAAUAGUUAAACAGAAAGAUAUGGAUAUUUAAUGUUAUUAUUAAUACAAAUCCUUUUUCAAAGAUAACUUACAGGGGUUGUUUUCCUUUAAAUUACUUUUUUGAGUUGGUUUGGAGGUGCAAGGGCUGAUCUCAAUCUUUGCUGAAAGUUGUAUACUAGCUAAUGUUUCUGCAGUAAAUGGGCAAACCUUAAGAAAGAAAUUUUAUCUUCAUUCGAAGCUGAUAGCAAAACUCCUAUUGUCUUUAACAGUGAUAGGAUUUCAUCCUAGGCUGCUGUGUCUCUAAACCCUUAGACAUUAAGCAAAGCUUUAGACAUUACUAGCUCCUUUAUUUAACAUUAGGUUAGCAUUCUGAAGGAAAAUUGAUCUUUGUGUUCCAAAACAGCCUAUGCAUAGAUCACAAAGGAACUCCCCUUGAGGCAGAUCCCACCCAUAAAUAUGUAAAUUUUAUACAAAGAACUUUUAUGAAUUGCUAGUUAUUGCCUGAGAGUAAGAAAGUUCUGCUAACUUGCAAUUAUACAAGAUAUUUAAUAUCAACCACAAUAUGUAUUUAAAUGUCUGCUUUAUUCUAAAAACAAUGGACUAUAUAACCUAAGGCUGCGGUAUUUUCAUGCUCGGUCUCACAAAGCAAAACUUGGUUUAAAAUGAAGUUUUAAUUAUUUUGUAACUGAAUAGAAUUGGAGUUUUUUCUUCCCAGCAUUUUGUACAUCAUUUUAACUACUAGUAACAAAUAAAUAAAAAAAUCUUCU